AUGGCAGGGUUUGGGAGUGUCGUGAUGCCACUGCUGCUGCUGCUGCUGCCGCUACUACUAAUGCUCGAUCAGUCGAGUGUCUGCCAAGGGUUGCAGCUGUGUGCCUUAAGACCGACGUUUGACGAGGCAGUUGAAGAGUGUGCCCUGCUGCUGUCAAUUUGUCCCGCAAAGUUGGUUACACUGCGCGUCGGGAACCUUCCGAGUGAUGCCGAAACGAAGCGGUUAAUACGCUGCGUUGGCGUACGGUGCCGGUUCUGGAGUGAUUACACCGGACUGCGGCAGGAUCUGGUGGCACGGUACUUCGUUGCCGACCGGAAUGACACACUGUGCAUCAACCGUACGACGGCCUGUCUGGAGAGUGUUGCCAAACGGUCGGUCGAUCCGUUCGAUCGGGAGAACUGCUGCGAUCUAGCGUACCGGUCGUUUCUGUGUUACUAUCAUAAUUACGGCAACUUGCGACGUACUCGACAGUUUAUCCCACUGGACCGUAUGCAGCUGGUACACGUGACGGCGCAGUGUAUGGACAUGUUGCAGAUUUCGGUCGAGGAUCUUGCGGACCUCACCGUGGAUGAGAUGGAUGACAGCGACCGUUUACACUGCCUGGUUCGGUGCAUUGGUAUACGCACGGAGCUUUACAGUGACAAGAUGGGUGUUAAUGUGGAUCUUAUGUAUGCACAGUACGGGGAGGGUUACACGGAAAAGAACUAUAAAGCGAACGCGUACAGAUGCGCCAAGCAGUACAGUAAAGGUAAAUCGAGUGACAAUCUGUGCCGAAGGGCGUAUCAUCUGCUGUACAAGUGCUUUGAGCAUGUUCGUAAUCCCAUUACUCAAUACGAGUUGGAGGAUGAAGUGUGA
This is a messenger RNA of Anopheles darlingi, 855 nucleotides long. Its product is annotated as general odorant-binding protein 45-like. The record is from RefSeq and is a predicted model, not a curated record. The transcript has a single exon. Gene Ontology annotation, biological process: sensory perception of smell. NCBI's taxonomy places the organism in Eukaryota, Metazoa, Arthropoda, Insecta, Diptera, Culicidae. The coding region runs from base 1 to 855 and encodes 284 amino acids. Gene Ontology annotation, molecular function: odorant binding.